Molecule: messenger RNA, 1080 nt
Organism: Volvox carteri f. nagariensis
Lineage: Eukaryota; Viridiplantae; Chlorophyta; Chlorophyceae; Chlamydomonadales; Volvocaceae
Gene: nuob16
Product: NADH:ubiquinone oxidoreductase subunit
Exons: 6
Coding region: 99-527 (142 amino acids)
Source: RefSeq, a predicted model, not a curated record
CAGGAUAGGUGGAAAACUUCUAGGAUAUUAGAGGUUGCGCUUAGUCCUUCCUACAGACUACGAGCUUGGGGGCCUGAGUGGCCCUAAGUUCUGACAAGAUGACGGAGGUCUUGAAGCGGGGCUUUCCCGGCAUGAAGAGCGUCAAAGAUAUGGGCAUUGUGCAAGAUGCGCCACCUCCUGGAGGCUUUCCUUCCAUCCGUAUAGAACGCCGUCUUCCCAACACGGGCCCAACGGGUGUCGCCAUCUUUGCGGGGCUCGCUGCCAUUAUGGGCUAUGGAUUUUACAAGCUGAGCGAGCGGCGUCAGGUGAAGAGGUUUGAGGCUGAUGAGAUUCUCACCGUGCGGAGGAUUGUGCAACCCGUCGUUCAAGCGGAAUGGGACCUCAGGUACUUGGAGCAUCUGCGCAAGGAGCGGGAGGAGGAGGCCAAGAUCAUGAAGAACGUUCCUGGAUGGAAGGUCGGCGAGUCUACCAGCCGCCACAGGUGGCUGCCGCCCCUGGAGUCAUGGGACAAGCGCCCGCUCAUCUAAGUACACCCCGCCCCAGUAGUCCCAAUCAAUCAAUUACCUCGUUGCUCUUUUUCUCUGUCAGCCGGUUCUAGCCAGCCAGCUAGGCAGCCGCGAGAGCAGUCUUGUUUCGGAGUUUCGCCUCGUCUUCGUGGCUGUGGGGUGGUCGUCACUGCUGCAGAUGGGCUCUUAAGUGUUGCCAGGUGUUGCUGCUGAUGUGUGGGACAGCAGCUGCAGAUCGCCUCUCGGCUGGGGCUUCCGAGGCGGAGGGGGAGGGGUAAUGUUGUCAUGAAAUGGGGCUGGUGCAGAGCCAACCCGCGGUGGUACCACUUCUGUUGCAGCGGAGUACUGCAAAUCGUCACCUUGGAGAUGUGCUGAACCUGAUGCUGAUGCUGCUUGGGCGGCAGGCUGAGUGCGGCUGUGGUGGUGGCGGGGGCGGCGGCUACCACACCCUGCGUCCGUGGUCGCCGCCGCGUGUAACAGCAGACAUCCCUGUACGGCUCUUUGGAUUGGAAACAUCCCCCACACACGUUAAGGGACUCCGCCGUCCUCCGCUGUUAGUUGAUCGGCGCUUCUC